AUGUUAAGUGAAAAAGAAAAUGUUAGCGAAACUAGCAAGGCAAAAGAGGAACAAGUCGUUAACGAAUCUCCUUCUGAACAUCAAGCUGUAAAUCCAAAUCCUAUGAGUAUGAUGCAAACGCUAAUGGAAAAACUGACGAGUUCUCUUCCUGAAUUUGGUGGUACUACUACAGAGAGUGCUGACGAAUGGUUGAAUUAUAUUGAAUUGACUCGAAAUCAACAGAGACUAGCUGAGACCCAAGUUCUUCCGCUAGCCAUCAGCAAACUGAGAGGAACAGCGAAAAACUGGCAUAAAGCAAUUGGUUACCAGCUUAACAAUUGGACUGAAUGGAAGACAAGCUUAAAAAGCGAAUUUGGUAAAAGACUGACAUUGAGAAUGUGGUGUGACAGAGUGAAAGAAAGAGAACAAAGACAAGAUGAAAGUCUCACAGAUUAUUUCUAUGCUAAGCUGUGUUUGUUGCGUACCAACUGUCCUGUAAAUGUUACUGAAGUUGACGAAAUUGAUUAUUUGCUGGAUGGAAUAAAAAAUAAACAAUACACAAUUACUAUUGCUACUCAUGAUGUACACAGUAUUGCUGAACUACAGCGUAUAGCACGCAAGAUAGAUGAGCAAGAGACUGAGGCCAGGAUGCAUAUGAAGACUCAAGUUCAACAACCUCACAAGUUCUCAAAUAAUACGAAUGCUCUAGUAAAGGAUCCAGCUAUUGCAGUUGAUUUUAUUAAACGUACAGACGAGAAGUCGAUAAGAAGAAACCCCAAGUGGAAUGCUCAGAUGCCUUUACAAAUGACCCGAUGUUACAAAUGUCAACAGUUAGGACAUCUAGCCAAGACCUGUCCAAAUGAAAAUAUUGCACAGACCAAUGAAUAUAAAGCUGAAAGAGGAGGCUCAAAAGAGAUUAAAGACAGUAAGAAACAAAAACAAAAGAGCAAUGCUUUAAACAUCAAUGCUAACGCUUCUAAAGUUCAUAGCCCAUAUAUUAAUGUUGAAGUGUCAAUGAUAGGAAAGAUAAGAGCCCUUGUUGAUACAGGUUCAUGUCGUACAAUAAUUCGUCGGGAUCAAUUACCUGAUGGUAUAAGGAUGUUAGAUGACAACACCACAGAGUCUACUGGUAUUGACAUGACAAAGGUGAAACCAAUUAGAUUUGUUGAUCUACCUAUUCGGUUGCAAGGCCAAGUCACCACAGUGAAAACGGCCGUGUUCGAGAACAACCCAGUUCCUUUGACUUUGGGAAUAGAUUGGAUUAGCCAAGCUGGAGUGAAAGUGAUAUUGAAGAAAGAUAAGUGUGAAAUAGUCACAAGAGAUGGUAAUGUGAUUCCAGCACAACCUCCCAUUGAAGAAGCAAUACAAGAAUCAUGCUUGUUACUUCCUAGUGCUGUAGCAAUACAUACAACGGAGAGAAUGUGA
This is a messenger RNA of Centruroides sculpturatus (bark scorpion), 1404 nucleotides long. RefSeq lists its product as uncharacterized. The coding region runs from base 1 to 1404 and encodes 467 amino acids. The transcript has 3 exons. Gene Ontology annotation, molecular function: zinc ion binding; nucleic acid binding. The record is from RefSeq and is a predicted model, not a curated record. Lineage: Eukaryota; Metazoa; Arthropoda; Arachnida; Scorpiones; Buthidae.